AUGAGACUCAGAGUACCAUCCGUGUUCAAGAGUUUCAGCCUUUCGACGACCGACGACGUCGCCGCCACAAUUCCCGUGUUGUUUCCAUCUUCUGACGAGGACCCAUUGAAGUCCUCCUUCUACCACGGCAGCGAAUUGAAGCCUGCCAACACCACCUUCACCCACUCCACUUCGGAGAAAAUCAACAUCGAGGCCGACGACCGCAUGCGGGCUUCCGCCGCGUUCAUCAGUCAAGAAAAGAAGCAACUGUUGACUGACAUCUUCGGUGUUUCUGGCUCGACCAAACCUCAAGUGUCGAGCGAACUUCUCUCUUUGCCUACCGCCCACUCGCCCAUGAAGAGCAGAGCUAUGCUGCUCAAGGUUAUGGGACUCGGCGGCGCUUCCUACGAAGGGAACGUUUACCAGAGUAUGCCUCAUCAUGCUCAUGCAGCCACCAUGGCUGACCGUCUUCAGCAGGGCGAGGACUUCUUGACCGCCGCCUUCCAGAGACAAAGGAGAAGCACCCUUCCUGCUCGCCUCUCCAAGCAAUUCAUGCUGUUGGCGGCCACACCAGUUCCCGACUGGGCUUGCGACCGUAUUGCUGAAGUCGGCAAACUUUGUGAGGGAAAUGACGAAGUGUCCCUCUUCGAGGCCUACCAGCGUGCCCUCGAGAAAGACCCUAACUGCGAACUCUCCGAGCUUGUCAAGGAGAUCGCCUACCAGGUUCAUUGCAAUUCAAGUCGCCAGAAGGCGCAACCUAGAGAAACUUUCUCUAAACACUGGGAUACUCUCGGUGCCGGUGGGGUACCAGAGAUUCCUACGGAGGAGUCUGCCGUUGAAGUUGAAGCAGAACACACAUUUGCUAAAGUCGAUUUGGGUUUCUUCGAGCCGAUUGUCGAAGAGACCGGAAACCUUGGCGCUGUCAAGGAUUUCGAAUACGCCAAAGUUGAGAGCCCCGAGUGGGAAGCCGCCAAGAGCCCAGAGCCUGAAGCUCCUAUGGUUCAGGCCUCCGUCGCACUCAGUGCUCUUGACGUCAAGGGUUCUGUAGCACCUUACUCUGUUGGUGCCUUGCAGGUCGAACCCGAGUUCGAGCACGAGCUUGAUGACGAUAUCAAUUACACUUCUGAAGACGAGUCUGAAUCAGAAGAGCUUCUCGAUGAGCCAACCGACUCCUCUGCCGCGGGCGGUAGAAGGGUUGUUCGUGCAUUCAAGGCCAUCGGUCGCCUUUCUAGCCGCUUGAAAUCUCGUGCCUCCAGGCUCAGAGAAAACUGGCGCGAGGACAGAAACUACCGUCGCCAGAAGAAAGAAACGCUCAAGAACCUUAAGCUUGAGGAACAACGUCUUCAUGAUAUCCAAUACGAGCGCCUGGUAGGUGCUCUCUUUUCUCGUGUUCGUGCCGCUGCCUUCGAACAGGUCCAAAAGGAGUUGGACCAACAAAAAGGAGAGACCGCUGUGCGUUUCCAAGACGAACUCCAGCAGAAGGAGCGUGUCAGACAAACGCAGCAUUCCAUCUUCUCUCUUCGUGCCCGUCUUAGAGUGUCUCAAGCCGCUCUUGAAGCUUUGUGGAAAAAAAAUGCAGAAGAGAUAAAGAGAAACAGUGAGUUGAGAAGGUUGAGAAGCGUGGCCCCCAAGACGACCGUCCCAGUUGUUGCUAAGGCGCCCCAGAAAUUGAACGCUUCACCUUCCCGUCCUUCACCUGCAAAGCGUGAAGCUACUAACAAAGUGCCGUUGGCAAAACUUCCUUUGGCUAAGCUGGUCUCUGUCUUCCCCAGAGUUAGCCGCGCCAGGAGCUCCCCCAGUCCCAAGAGUUCUCUCAGCCCCAAGAGUUCUCGUUCCUCCAAGAGCUCCAUCAGCCCCAGCACAACUGUUAGUUCCAAUCACUGUCCCGUUCAUUGCGAUUACCAUGCUCGCGUUUAUGGUUGUCACUCCAAGAAGAACUUGUUGAAUCGUUCUUCAAAGGUCGCUGGCUCCUCCAAGCCUUCUUCGCAGGAUGCCCUUUUGGCAGCCAGGAUAGCUGUUGCGACUCCAGCCGUUCCAAUUCUUCCUAGAAAGAGAUAG
Messenger RNA from Candidozyma haemuli, 2037 nucleotides. RefSeq lists its product as uncharacterized. Bases 1 to 2037 code for a protein of 678 amino acids. The transcript has a single exon. Lineage: Eukaryota; Fungi; Ascomycota; Pichiomycetes; Serinales; Metschnikowiaceae. The record is from RefSeq and is a predicted model, not a curated record.